CUCGCCCUUACCCAAACAGUCGCGGAUGUAAAACCCUAACUUCCAUCAGGCAUAAACCCAACCCCAACCCCCCCCCCCCCAACCUCCCCCUUCAUCCCCCCAACUCCUCCCCCUUCCUUCUGAGUACCAAUACGCGAAGAUGGUUCGCAGUAUCAAAAACGCCAAGAAAGCAAAAAGGAAGAACAAGGGUUCGAAGAAGAAAGACGGUUCCUCGUCCUCUUCGAUACCCUCUCUGCCGGUGAAGGUGUGGCAACCUGGCGUGGACAAGAUAGAGGAAGGGGAAGAGCUUCAGUGCGACCCCUCUGCCUACAAUUCUCUUCACGCCUUCCAUCUUGGCUGGCCUUCCUUGAGCUUUGAUAUUCUGCGUGAUCCAUUGGGAUUGGUCCGUACCAAGUUUCCACAUACUGUAUAUUUUGUUGCAGGGACUCAGGCAGAGAAAGCUUCUUGGAACUCUAUUGGAAUAUUCAAAUUAUCGAACAUUUCUGGGAAAAGACGUGAACUAGUGCCUACUAAAUCUGCUGUUGGUGGUUCCGAUGAUGACAACGAUGAUAGCGAUAGUGAUGAAGAUAGUGAUGAGGAGGAGCUUGGUGGAUCUGGGGCACCAGUUUUGCAACUGCGGAAGGUAGCACAUGAAGGAUGUGUCAAUCGUAUACGUGUCAUGACACAAAGCCCCCAUAUAUGUGCAUCUUGGGCUGAUACUGGUCACGUGCAGGUAUGGGACUUAAGCUCUCAUCUUACUGCUUUGGCAGAAUCAGAAACAGAGGUUAGCCGAGGUGACUCUUCAGUUUUUAAUCUGGCACCGUUACUUAAGUUUGGUGGCCACAAAGAUGAAGGCUAUGCUCUAGACUGGAGUCCUCUUAUCCCUGGAAGACUUGUUUCUGGGGACAGCAAAAAUUGUAUUCAUUUGUGGGAACCUACAUCUGAUGCAACAUGGACUGUUGAUCCUCAUCCAUUUGUUGGACAUGCUGCAAGCGUGGAAGAUUUACAAUGGAGCCCGACAGAACCUCAUGUAUUUGCCUCUUGUUCUGUGGAUGGGAAUAUUGCAAUAUGGGAUACUCGAUUAGGGAAGUCUCCAGCAGCUUGUAUUAAGGCACAUAAUGCAGAUGUCAACGUUAUCUCGUGGAACAGGCUGGCUAGCUGUAUGUUGGCAUCAGGAAGUGAUGAUGGGACAUUUUCUAUUCGUGAUCUUAGAUUGCUCAAGGAAGGAGAUUCUGUAGUGGCACAUUUUGAAUACCAUAAGCAUCCUGUCACAUCCAUUGAAUGGAGUCCACAUGAAGCAUCCACUUUGGCAGUUUCAUCAUCCGACAAUCAGCUGACAAUAUGGGACCUUUCAUUGGAAAAAGAUGACGAAGAGGAGGCUGAGUUUAAAGCUAAAACAAAGGAACGAGUAAACGCCCCUGAAGAUUUACCUCCACAACUUCUUUUCGUUCAUCAGGGCCAAAAAGAUUUGAAAGAACUUCACUGGCAUGCUCAGAUCCCAGGAAUGCUCAUGUCUACUGCUGCAGAUGGUUUUAACAUCCUGAUGCCUUCAAACAUAGAAAAUGUCCUUCCUUCAGAUGGUGCUUGAGAAAGUUUGAAAUUGUUGGGCACCGCUCAUGCUUCAUGGACUGGGUAGCAAUGCAUGUACAGAACAGCUACUUAUCAACUACUUUUGAAUUUGAAGAAACCAUUUUUUUUGUUUUUUUGUUCCUUCCUAAUUUAUUUAUUUUUCCUUCUUUUUUGUGAGUCGAGGAUUGAUAUUUGCUUGGUGUACCCCAAGGGUUCAGGUUCCAAUUUACCAAUUUUGUAUUUGAAACUUUAUGUAUUAUUGUUGAGUUUCUAUAAUUUAGGGCACGCCAGUGCGGCCCAUGCAGUUUUUGGCA
Malania oleifera is the source of this 1862-nucleotide messenger RNA. Its product is annotated as protein HEAT STRESS TOLERANT DWD 1. The record is from RefSeq and is a predicted model, not a curated record. The coding region runs from base 140 to 1567 and encodes 475 amino acids. Gene Ontology annotation, molecular function: protein binding. NCBI's taxonomy places the organism in Eukaryota, Viridiplantae, Streptophyta, Magnoliopsida, Santalales, Ximeniaceae. The transcript is spliced from 12 exons.